Messenger RNA from Rhopilema esculentum, 3064 nucleotides. Its product is annotated as hormone-sensitive lipase. Gene Ontology annotation, biological process: triglyceride catabolic process; cholesterol metabolic process. Gene Ontology annotation, molecular function: sterol ester esterase activity; triacylglycerol lipase activity. The record is from RefSeq and is a predicted model, not a curated record. NCBI's taxonomy places the organism in Eukaryota, Metazoa, Cnidaria, Scyphozoa, Rhizostomeae, Rhizostomatidae. Gene Ontology annotation, cellular component: cytosol.
AUGAGUAAAAGACCGUGGAAAAAUUCAAAGAUGGAGGAAAAGUAUUGCAUUUAUGAAAAAAUCGGAGUUCUGUUUGAUGAGCUGACAGACGUACUUAGUGACAAUUUUCGUUUCUUUCGUUCAAGAAAAAAGCCUAUUGAUGUACAAUAUGCUGAGACAUUUGAAAGAAUUAUGAAUGUCACAGAGCCAAUGAAAGUAGCCUUGAGUGAACUUGCCAAAGUCUGUACACAUUUUGAUAUUGAUGAGGAAACGAAAGGCAAUGGUUUCAGGAGUUUAAUAGUCAUCACAGAAAAGUGCUUGUUCAAAAUCCUAGAACUUGGAAUUUAUAUUCAGAAAAGCAGAGACCGUUUCUUUUUUCGUUCUUAUCAUAACUAUAUGGAAAUUGAGUCAUAUUCUCAAGUUGUUUCCCGGCUUUUUACAGUGAUUCAAGUAGCUCUAAGUCUUGGAACCAUUCUAGACCAAGAUUCAUUGUUUGCUGAUGAAGAGAGGUACCCAGAUGAAGUUGAUGGUCUAAUGAGUGAUUUUGAAACAAUCAGUCGAGAAUGCUUUUAUGGUAGAAGUUUUGGCUUUCAGUUUAGUCCUGCACUGCAGCAAAGUUUGAAUGUUGUUGCUGUUGCUCUUGCUGCAUACGGUGAUGGUUUCAAACGUCAUAAUGGAGAAACUGCACGAGCUCUUUCAUCAGUACUUCAUAGUGGAAAGUAUGUUGUGGAUCCUGAAUUACGUGCAAAAAGAAUUGUUGAGCUUACACAGCAUGUAAGCAUGCCGUUUUGCAAGUCUUUCUGGUCAUUGACUGAAAAUCAUGGUAUUCAGCAUGUGCCAAUGUUGAUAUGUCCAAGUCUGUCAAUAAACAAGGAACUGAAGAUCAAAGUUGAACCGUUGGUUGUUGAUACCUUGAAUGGGAAAAAAGUUAUCAACCCACCGUUUCAAAGCAAAGGACAAAAAAUAAUACACGCAAGGCUAUUAUCAUAUUCACUGAGAGAGGGACAGGGAAAACAAGGGAGCAGCGAGAACAUGUCAGAAUCGCAUGGAAGAAAAAUGCAUGGCCUGUCUCAGAACUUGCUUCUCCACUGUCAUGGUGGAGGAUUUGUAGCACAGUCAUCAAAGUCUCACGAGAUUUACCUACGAAAUUGGGCAAAAGAGCUUCAGUGUCCCAUCUUAUCAAUAGAUUACUCAUUGUCUCCUGAUGCAACGUACCCGGAAGCUCUUAACGAGUGUUUCUACGUGUAUAACUGGGCCAUUCUCAAUUGCAAGUCGUUAGGAUGGACAGCUGAACGUAUUUGUUUUGCGGGGGACUCUGCAGGAGGUAAUCUUAUGGUUGCUUUGGCAUUGAAACUAAUCGAAGAAGGUAUGAAUUUACCUAAUGGUCUCGUUAUCGCAUACCCUCCCUUGCGUGUUCAGUAUGCUCCUUCGCCAUCGAGGAUGCUUGCAUUAAUGGAUCCGCUGCUCCCACCAGGAAUAUUGAAAGUAUGUCUUCGUGCUUACGCUGGAAAUGUUGAUGACGAAGUCGAGGAGACUGGUAGUACAACUUCUCUGCGAACAGCUAGGUUUGAUGAUGCGUACAAUCCAUUUGAUCUUGAUUUUGGGGAAGCAGCGGUUAUGGCAAAACAUAGACACUGGAGUGACGUUGUCGGACGUAGGUCGCUGUCGGAUUCCAAUCUUGCGUCAAGUGACCACUACUGCGUUUCGCGACCUCUGGUUGGUUGCUUGAGGUGUCGGAAGACAAGCACUGAAGUGCCAAGAGCUAAUUCGAGACGAGGUAGUGAAAGUGAUAGCGAAGUGGAUGGGAUACAGAUGCAUCCAAUCGAGGCAAAUGUUACAGGGGAUACUCAGCGUAGGACCAAAAUUGUCCCCGUCAAAAGAAAACGAAUUCUGCCAACAUCUGUAAACGAAUUCCCUGAAACUGAUGAGUUAAAUCUAAACGAAGAGAGUGAAUCUAAGUCUGAAAUUUUUGAGCCUAAAGCUUCUGAGAAUCUUAAACUUGAACAUAAAGAAAAUGAAUCCAACGCGCUGUCGGGAGAAGAUAAACACCAUAAGGAAGAUCAUACUACCAAUGACACUAAUGACGUUGACAUUUUGAUUCGUCGUGAACGUCGAUCAAAGACAAUACCAAACCAUAGGCGAUCUCUCAGUGACAGUAUAACGGAGUCAUUCCAAAGGCUUAGGGCUAAUUCCGUAGAUUUCCAUAUUGAUGAUCCGUCAAUUAGACAGACAGAAGUGACUGCAGAGAGUAUUGUACGUACUCAGGCAUGUCUUGAGACUGAAUCUCAAGCAAAGAAAAAUGCGGACCUAGGUUUAACUGAUUGCCCUAGAGUAGAUAACAGUUCAAAAUCUGAUCAGAAAAGUAACAAUGACACUGUAUCUGACACUCGGCUUAGGGCGCUCUACAUUAAGGAAACAAGUGAGUGUGUAAUUGUCAGUAGGGAAAAUCUGGAAAAAGAUCCCGGUGGUUCAUUUGCAAGUGGCAGCAGCAUUGAAGUAGAAAAGUUUUACGAGAGAAAAAGUUCAAGCGAUUCUAUAUCAAGCUCAAUGAAGAAAAGAUGCAAAGAUCCUUUAAUGUCUCCAUUGCUUGCUUCAGACGAAGCUUUGAAGUUGCUGCCAAAAAUGAUCAUUGUGGCCUGCUCCCUGGACCCCCUUCUUGACGACUCUAUAGACUUCGUUCGCCGUCUUAAAAAGCUGCAGAAAGAUCCUGAACUUUUCAUUGUCGAUGAUUUACCACAUGGAUUUUUAAACUUAAAUUUUGCCUGCAAUGAGGCCAAAGAAGCCAGUGAUCUCAUCGCUGCAUGCAUCAAAAAGGUCCUUACUGUUGGAUUGAGACACGUGAACUCUUUGCCUUUAAGCCCGGAAGCUGCACAAGAGGAAGCUGAUAAGUAACAUAUCUUCUUCUUGAGUUCAAAUGUAGACUUGUUAAAAAUGUGUUUUAUGUAUAAGCGAGCUCUGUAUUCACUUGCUUCGAUAUUCAGUUCUGUUCCCCCUAACGUUAAAAAUGUCCUCGUAAUGUAAUGUAAAUUUGAUUCAUCUAUUUUACUUUUUCAAAACAAUACCAAUUUUUCUCUAAGCUUUCCCA